Soboliphyme baturini is the source of this 513-nucleotide messenger RNA. Lineage: Eukaryota; Metazoa; Nematoda; Enoplea; Dioctophymatida; Soboliphymatidae. The record is from the annotation of a GenBank genome assembly.
AUGACUCAUUUCCUUCACGUUGUGACCCACCGUCAUCAGCAUCAGCAUCAGCAUCGACGGCGUCCCCGUCGUCGCUGUUGUCGUUGUUCCUCUCACUCACUGACCACCACCACGGCCGUCGACGCACUCGCCGCCGAUAGCCACAGACACCGGACAAUCGCGCAAGCGGGCGGCAUGAAGCGCAGGGCCGAGCUGACACUCAUCUGGCACUCAUGCAAGCAGCCGUUCUGGCCCCUGGACCUGGAACCCUCCGGUACGUAUGCGUCGUGUUAUGUGCUGUUUAUGGUCGCGUUCGUGUACUCUCGUCCGACGUCCGGUCCGAUCCGGUCCUUUCAAGACCACGGUUUUACUAUUAAUGGUGUAAAGUGGUGUAAAAUAGAAAAAGCGGUGCGCGCCCGUGAGCAGUCGCGUUUCCGAGCUGAUGUUCGAGAAACCGACCGAACCGAACAGACAGCCAUCGUUCGUCGUCGCUGCUGCGGCCGUUGUCCUCCUCACCAGGACACGAUACGAUAA